AUGGCGCCAGCAGUCAUCAAGGAUGAGGCUACAUCGACGGCCAAGCGUAAAGCCGAGUCGCCUGACGACUCCAUAGCCGACAGCAAGCGCUUCAAGUCAUCGACCUCGCCCACACCCACUCUAGCGAAUGACACCGGAGACGCCAUCCAGUCGACAGCACCACGCAUCGUACCCUUUCCCGAGAAACCCGCCGUCAUCGAAGAGCGCAACGGCGAGAUCGAGUUCCGAGCUGUCAACAACGAUGGCGACCACGAGAGCUACAUCAUCCUGACCGGCCUCAAAUGUAUCUUCCAGAAACAAUUGCCUAAGAUGCCCAAGGACUACAUUGCCCGUCUCGUCUACGAUCGCACUCAUCUUUCCAUGGCCAUCGUCAAAAAGCCCCUCGAAGUUGUGGGCGGCAUCACAUAUCGCCCUUUCAAGGGCCGCCAGUUCGCCGAAAUCGUCUUCUGCGCUAUAAGCAGCGAUCAGCAAGUCAAAGGUUACGGCGCACACCUCAUGUCGCAUUUGAAAGAUUACGUCAAGGCUACCUCGGAUGUCAUGCAUUUCCUGACCUAUGCCGAUAAUUAUGCCAUUGGUUACUUCAAAAAGCAAGGCUUCACAAAGGAAAUCACCCUCGAACGUCCGCGCUGGAUGGGCUACAUCAAGGAUUACGAGGGAGGUACAAUCAUGCAGUGCAGCAUGUUGCCCAAGAUUCGCUAUCUCGAGUCAGGUCGUCUGCUGCUCAAACAGAAAGCCGCUGUUCAUGCAAAGAUCAAGGCCGUCUCAAAAUCCUUCGAAGUUCACCCUCCACCAGCUCAAUGGAAGGGCCUGAAGAAGGGCGAUAGUCUACCAGCUAUUGACCCUCUUUCAAUAGCAGCUAUCAAGGAGACUGGCUGGAGUCUUGACAUGGAUGCUCUAGCCCGUCAACCCCGCCACAACCCCAACCACUCCCAACUCAUGCAUCUCCUCUCCGCCCUCCAGAACAGCACUCACGCAUGGCCCUUCCUCCAACCCGUCAACAAAGACGAAGUCCUUGACUACUAUGAAGUCAUCAAACAACCCAUGGAUCUCAGCACCAUGGAACAAAAACUCGAAAACGACGCUUACGAAACUCCCGAAGACUUUAUCAGAGAUGCCACCCUCAUCUGUGUCAACUGCAGACGCUACAAUGCCGAGCAGACUCCUUACCACAAAGCUGCCAUCAAGCUGGAGAAAGAAUUGUGGAAGAAGGUCAAAGAUGUGCCCGAAUGGAGUUACAUCGAGCAGGAGCACUUUGCAGAGGUUGGCAAGUGA
Aureobasidium melanogenum CBS 110374 is the source of this 1272-nucleotide messenger RNA. RefSeq names its product histone acetyltransferase. Gene Ontology annotation, biological process: positive regulation of transcription by RNA polymerase II; chromatin remodeling. Gene Ontology annotation, molecular function: histone H3 acetyltransferase activity; protein binding. The record is from RefSeq and is a predicted model, not a curated record. The transcript has a single exon. Lineage: Eukaryota; Fungi; Ascomycota; Dothideomycetes; Dothideales; Saccotheciaceae. Bases 1 to 1272 code for a protein of 423 amino acids. Gene Ontology annotation, cellular component: histone acetyltransferase complex.